This is a messenger RNA of Eptesicus fuscus (big brown bat), 3265 nucleotides long. RefSeq names its product metal response element binding transcription factor 2 (gene MTF2). Lineage: Eukaryota; Metazoa; Chordata; Mammalia; Chiroptera; Vespertilionidae. The record is from RefSeq and is a predicted model, not a curated record. Bases 254 to 2035 code for a protein of 593 amino acids. The transcript is spliced from 16 exons. Gene Ontology annotation, cellular component: nucleus. Gene Ontology annotation, biological process: chromatin organization; regulation of DNA-templated transcription. Gene Ontology annotation, molecular function: DNA binding; chromatin binding.
GGCGCGGUGUCCUUCCGCGCUCGCCGCGCAGUCCCCGCCUCCGCGCGGCCCCGCCGGGCUGCCAUUCGGCCCCGGAGUCGCUCCGCGCUCCCAGAAUGCACCGGCAGUCCGCGGGAAACCAAAAUGGCGAAGGGCUGCAGCGGAGCGGGCUGUGUUUGAGGCCGGUGUGAGCACGCUCGCUCUCGCCCCCGUCGCUCGUCCUCAGGACCUCGGUUUGUGCGUGUGCAGCGGUUGGCACCACUGAAGUGACCGAAUGAGAGACUCUACAGGGGCAGGUAAUUCACUGGUCCACAAGCGGUCUCCUUUACGUCGAAACCAAAAGACCCCAACAUCCUUGACCAAGCUGUCUUUACAGGAUGGAUAUAAAGUCAAAAAGCCAGCAUGUAAAUUUGAAGAGGGUCAGGAUGUCCUAGCUAGAUGGUCAGAUGGCUUGUUUUAUCUUGGAACUAUCAAAAAGAUAAACAUAUUGAAACAGAGCUGCUUCAUCAUCUUUGAAGACAGUUCUAAAUCCUGGGUUCUCUGGAAGGACAUCCAAACAGGAGCCACUGGAAGUGGGGAAAUGGUCUGUACAAUAUGUCAGGAAGAGUAUUCAGAAGCUCCCAAUGAAAUGGUUAUAUGUGAUAAGUGUGGCCAAGGAUAUCAUCAGUUGUGUCACACACCUCACAUUGAUUCCAGUGUGAUUGAUUCAGAUGAAAAAUGGCUCUGUCGACAGUGUGUUUUUGCAACAACAACAAAGAGGGGUGGUGCGCUUAAGAAAGGACCAAAUGCCAAAGCAUUGCAAGUCAUGAAGCAGACCUUACCCUAUAGUGUGGCAGACCUUGAAUGGGAUGCAGGUCAUAAAACCAAUGUCCAGCAAUGUUAUUGCUAUUGUGGAGGCCCUGGAGACUGGUAUUUAAAGAUGCUACAGUGCUGCAAAUGUAAGCAGUGGUUUCACGAGGCUUGUGUGCAAUGCCUUCAAAAGCCAAUGUUAUUUGGAGACAGGUUUUAUACAUUUAUUUGCUCUGUCUGCAGUUCUGGACCUGAAUACCUCAAACGUCUACCAUUACAGUGGGUAGAUAUAGCACACUUAUGCCUUUACAACCUAAGUGUUAUUCACAAGAAGAAAUACUUUGAUUCUGAACUUGAGCUUAUGACAUACAUUAAUGAAAACUGGGAUAGAUUGCACCCUGGAGAGCUGGCAGACACACCAAAAUCUGAAAGAUAUGAGCAUGUUCUGGAGGCAUUAAAUGAUUACAAGACCAUGUUUAUGUCUGGGAAAGAAAUAAAGAAGAAGAAGCAUUUGUUUGGGUUGCGAAUUCGUGUUCCUCCUGUGCCACCAAAUGUGGCUUUCAAAGCAGAGAAAGAACCUGAAGGAACAUCCCAUGAAUUUAAAAUUAAAGGCAGAAAGGCAUCCAAACCUAUGUCUGAUUCAAGGGAAGUAAGCAAUGGCAUAGAAAAAAAAGGAAAGAAAAAAUCUGUAGGUCGUCCACCUGGUCCAUAUACAAGAAAAAUGAUUCAGAAAACUGCUGAGCCAUCUUUGGAUAAGGAAUCAAUUUCAGAAAAUCCUACCUUGGAUUUACCUUGUUCUAUAGGGAGAACUGAGGGACCUGCACAUUCAUCUAAUACCUCAGAUGUGGAUUUCACGGGUGCUUCCAGUGCAAAAGAAACUACCUCGUCUAGCAUUGCCAGGCAUUAUGGUUUAUCUGACUCCAGAAAAAGAACUCGUACGGGAAGAUCUUGGCCUGCUGCGAUCCCUCAUUUACGGAGGAGAAGGGGUCGUCUUCCAAGAAGAGCACUCCAGACUCAGAACUCAGAAAUUGUAAAAGACGAUGAAGGCAAAGAGGAUUACCAAUUUGAUGAACUCAACACAGAGAUUUUGAAUAACUUAGCAGAUCAGGAGUUACAACUCACUCAUCUAAAAAACUCCAUUACCAGUUAUUUUGGUGCUGCAGGUAGAAUAGCAUGUGGUGAAAAAUACCGGGUGUUGGCUCGUCGGGUGACACUUGAUGGAAAGGUGCAGUAUCUUGUGGAAUGGGAAGGAGCAACUGCAUCCUGACUGUAGGACUGAACAUUAUGUUCACUGCACUCUCAUUUUCUGUAGGUACAGUUCUAAGCCCUAAAGGAGUCUGGCUUUUACUAUCUUUCUUAAAAAAAUAAAAAAUGUCAAAAAAUUUCACAAAAGAAGAUGAUACUAGCCUUAAUGUGUACCUGUCAAUGUUAUGGAUAUUGUCAUAAAAAGAUAUCUUUUAAAAAUCAAACAGAGACUUAAUUUUUUAAAUCUUAAGAUUUGUAGAAUGUUUCUAGGAUAGGAUAUUAAAAAUGAUUCAAACCCAUGCAUGGUGUUAGAUAAUUUUUCUAAUUAUUCCAUUGAGUCAGUUUUUGUGAUGAGUGGUUAUCAGAGCAAACAGAUCCUGUAGUUAGAUAGCACAAGUAUUUGAAAAAAUUGUCUGUUUUGUUACCAAAAUGUUGGAAAAAAUUUAUUUCAAUAUCUUUUAGAUUUCAUAAAGUGCAGUGUAUAUAAUGCCUACUAAAAGACUGUAAAAUAUUGAAAUUUUCUUUCAAGCAAAGUGUAAAAAUAUAUAUUGAGCCUGUAAAUUGCUCUGUGACUAGACUUCAUUGUCGUCUUAAUAUAUUCUUUGCAUGUGCAUAUAUAUAUAUACACACAGGUGUGUAUGUAUAUGUGUGUGAUUAUGUGACCUAUGCAAUACAAAUUAUGGGAAUGGGCAGCUUUGGAGUAUACAUCCCAUAAUUCUUUUUUCAGGAAUAGUUGCAGUAUUUACACAGCAGCAUUUCUUCUCAGGCUUUUAUUGGGUGCUGUUGCUUACUAUGUAUGAAGAGAAACGUGUCAAACAAGUUUAGUGUGCUCUGAAGAAGGGUGUGGACAACAUUGUUCAUGGGCUUUUAGAAUGCUUUUCUCUUUCAGUCCUUGUAACUCAGCUGUUCAGUACCUAAAACAAAUUCAAAUAAUAUGAACAUUAUCUCCUACUAGAAAUAACGUUUUCAAGUUUUCACGGCACAUUAUGAUUGUAAAUGUCUCUCAGUUUUAACAGUAAGUCUAUAGGAGUCCUGUGAAGAUUCCUGAAAUGUCUGUAGUAACUGUUAGUCAUGUUGAAUAAGUGUAGUAUGAACAAAGUAUUUUAUUGCACAGGGUUAACAAACAGUAUGUUGCCUGCCACGGCUAGUGCUGUUUUUUUACAACAUUACCUCUUGUUUUUAUAAAAUGUAUCAAGAUUUAAAUUGAUAAUUUUAUUUUACAUGUAAAAAGAAACAAUUUUUUUUAUCACCA